AUGGAAGAGAAUUUGCAGCAGAACGUUUCUGUGGAAAGAGCCCGCAAUGAAUUUCGAAAUUAUAUUGAAGAGCAUGAAGAACCGAUGCUUGUUGGAAACAAAUCCAAGGAAGGAAAAUUGAAUCGUAUGAAGAGUUCCUCGUCGACCCAUAAGAAAAAGGGACUGCGGAAUAAGUGUUGUGUGAUUUGUUAG
Schizosaccharomyces osmophilus is the source of this 192-nucleotide messenger RNA. RefSeq lists its product as uncharacterized. Lineage: Eukaryota; Fungi; Ascomycota; Schizosaccharomycetes; Schizosaccharomycetales; Schizosaccharomycetaceae. The transcript has 2 exons. The record is from RefSeq and is a predicted model, not a curated record. Bases 1 to 192 code for a protein of 63 amino acids.